AUGGAACCACAAGAUAUGAUUGAUCUGCAAGACGAAAUUGAGCUACAAGAUGAAACGGAAACGCAAGAUGAAAUAGAAAAAGAAGAUGAAAUGGAAAUGGAAACAGAAGAUGAAAUAGAAAUGGAGACGGAAAAGGAAAUGGAAACGCAAGACGAAGUAGAAACGCAGGAUGAAAUGGAAAUGCAGGACGAAAUGGAAAUGCAAGACGAAAUGGAAAUGCAAAGCAAAAUAGAAUAUAUAGAAGAAGACUUUGUAGUGGAGGAGGAGGAUGACAAUAGUGACAGUAAUAGCGAUAAUGUUACAGAUGAAGAUCAGAUCGUUGACGCAUCGAUGGAUAUAAACCAAAUAUUGAAUACAAAUGGAAGUGCAUCAUACUUUGAGAAUCCGACCUCUGCGUUACUAUUUUGCUAG
Molecule: messenger RNA, 411 nt
Organism: Racocetra fulgida
Lineage: Eukaryota; Fungi; Glomeromycota; Glomeromycetes; Diversisporales; Gigasporaceae
Source: the annotation of a GenBank genome assembly